Molecule: messenger RNA, 1149 nt
Organism: Psylliodes chrysocephalus
Lineage: Eukaryota; Metazoa; Arthropoda; Insecta; Coleoptera; Chrysomelidae
Source: the annotation of a GenBank genome assembly
AUGUUAACAAAUUUUCAAAUAUUAACUGAGAAGGAUAGAAAGGAAGCUGCCGCUCUAGAAGCUCGAAGACGCAGAGAUGAAGAACGAAAACAGCGAAUUUUCAAUCCUCGUGUUCGACUCAUGGGCUUGGACAUCGAUGGCCUGGAUCGUCAAGUAGAAGAGAGGAGACAAAAAGAAAAGGACGAUAAAGAGGUAACUCAAAUAUUCCAUAAUCAGAUAAAAAAAGCCGAUGAACUGGCACUUUUUAUGGAAAACAAAGAAAAAGAGGAACGCUUCAAACUCAACCGAAGAAUUAACGAGUACAGAAGAAAUUAUCAACGGCCCGAAGACAGACGAGAGUUCGAUUUAAACAAUCCUGGCUAUGUAUUAAACCAAGUACCCUGCCGGGGUGUCGUAGACGAUCCCAAAUUAGGAAUAUCAGCUGCUCAAAAGUUCGAAGGCGAAGACCUAGCUGCAGAUGCGAGACGUAAAAUUCAACACGAAGAAAUUAAAUCUUGGCUGGGACAACAAAUGAGAGAAAAAGAAUUAGCGGAAAAAGACCAAAAAAUGGCCGAAGAAGCGUACAAAGCAGCUAUGCUGGCUCGAGAUCAUAGAGCUUUAGAACUAGAAGAAAUGGAAAAGGAGUGCAGAAGAAAGUUACAAAAAGCGUGUAUAAAAUACAACGAAGCAUUGAUGAAGGAGAAAGCAUUUGAAAGAGAACAGAGAGAACGGGAAGAUACCGAAGACAAAAUGGCGGAUAUAUGCAAUUUCUUAAAUAGCGAUUUAAUGACUGAAAAUCCCAAUGUCGCGCAAAGUAACCUCGGUCCCAACAGAAGAAUUUGUGCUUAUUAUAAAGGUAUGUCGCUAGCUGAGCAGAAGGCCAUAACGGUAGAACUGCAAACGCAAAUCGAAGAAAAGAGGAUCAGGAAGGAGCAAGAACGCAGAAGGGAAAUGGAAAUGGACAGUUACGUAAAUGGAAUUAACCGCGAAAUUUAUCUUAUGGAUCAAGAUACUAUGGCGAAGCAGAAACAGAGAUACAAAGAACUAAAUGAAGAAAACAGACGACUGGCUGAAGAACAGAAUAAUCGCAAGAAAUUUCUAAAUAAAGUCGUUUAUACUGGAAUGCCAUCGGAUGAAUUUUACGAUCAGUUCAAUAGAGGCAGUAGAUAA